CUCUCGGCUCCCCUCAUCAUGUCUUUACUCGACGAGCCUGUUCCCCAAGAUGACUUGAUGCGCGACCGGACGCGUAUCUUUGAAGAAUUUCUUACAUCCGAGUCCGCGAUCUACAACUACAAAGAUGACAUCCUUCGCAUGCUCCGACUAGACAGGACGCGUCUCAUCGUCAAUAUCGACGACCUACGCGACUACAGACGCGAUUUUGCAGACGGCCUUCUUCGACAGCCCGUCGAGUUUAUGCCCGCCUUCGAUGACGCGCUCAGCACCGUGAUACAACAAGUCCACAACGCCGAAAAACACGAAAUAGAAGGAAAAGGAUACCACAUCGGAUUCAGCGGCUCCUUCGGCGACCACCAUGUCAGCCCUCGGAACCUGCGCGCGUCGUAUCUGGGGCAGAUGAUAUCUCUCGAGGGAAUCGUUACGAGAUGCUCACUCGUUCGCCCGAAGAUGUUGAGAUCUGUGCAUUUUUGCCCGGACACGGGACUCUUCCAUGCUCGCGAGUACCGCGACGCGACUUCGUCCACGUCUAACCUCCCGCCGACAUCGUCCGUCACACCGCAGACGGACGAGGAGGGUCACCCGCUUCAGAUGGAGUUUGGUUUUUGCACGUUCCGUGACCACCAGCGGAUCAGUAUCCAGGAAAUGCCGGAGCGUGCGCCCGCCGGUCAACUGCCUCGAAGCACGGAUGUAAUUCUUGACGAUGAUUUGGUGGACAAGUGUAAACCAGGAGACCGUAUUCAGCUCGUUGGCGCAUACCGAAGUGUCGGUGGAGGUGCGAGUGGCACAUUCAAGACGCUCAUCAUCGCCAACAACGUCAUCCUUCUCUCUUCAAAAGCCGGUGGUGGUAUCGCACAGGCCCCACUCACCGACUCUGACAUCCGCACGAUCAAUCAGCUCGCAAAACGAAGAGACCGCAAGAUCUUUGAUCUUCUCUCCCAAUCCCUCGCUCCCUCCAUCUACGGCCACAACGAGAUCAAACAAGCCAUCCUCCUUCUCCUACUCGGCGGUAACGAGAAGAACCUCCCCAAUGGAACCCAUAUACGUGGCGAUAUCAACUUACUCAUGGUCGGCGACCCGUCCACCGCGAAAUCUCAGCUGUUGAGAUUCGUGCUGAACAUCGCGCCGUUGGCGAUCGCGACUACGGGUAGGGGAAGUUCGGGUGUCGGUCUGACGGCGGCUGUGACGACGGAUAAGGAUACGGGCGAGAGGAGGCUGGAGGCUGGUGCGAUGGUGUUGGCGGACAGGGGCGUAGUGUGUAUCGACGAGUUUGACAAGAUGUCGGAUGUGGACAGGGUGGCUAUUCACGAAGUCAUGGAGCAGCAGACUGUGACUAUCGCUAAGGCUGGGAUACACACGAGUUUGAACGCCCGGUGCAGCGUCGUGGCUGCUGCCAACCCGAUUUACGGCCAAUACGACGUCCACAAAGACCCACACAAAAAUAUCGCACUCCCCGAUUCCCUGCUUUCUCGUUUCGAUCUCCUAUUCGUCGUAACCGACGACGUCAAUGACGAACGCGACCGCCUAAUCGCAGACCACGUCCUCCGCAUGCACCGCUACAUCCCUCCCGGCGUCGAAGAAGGCACCCCCAUCCAAGACACGCUCUCCCAGCCUCUCUCCAUCGACGGGCCCAACGCCACCGAAAACGGCCCAGAAGCCGAGACCAGUCCGUUCGAGAAGUACGAUCCGUUGCUGCAUAUCGGGCUCCAGGACAGGGCGAAGCCCAAUACGAGGGGAAAGAAGAAGAGGCAGGAUGCGAAGAAGGAGGUGUUGACUAUGGCUUUUAUUAAGAAGUAUAUUCAGUAUGCGAAGAGCAAGCCGCAGCCGGCGUUGACGGUCGCGGCGGCGGAUACGAUCGUGGAGGCUUAUGCGACGUUGAGGAAUGAGGACGAGGAUAAUAACCGGAAGAGGACCUCGCCAUUGACCGCUCGUACGCUCGAGACGCUCAUCCGUCUCUCCGCCGCGCAUGCCAAAGCUCGGUUGUCCACGGAAGUGACGGUCGAAGACGCGGAGAUCGCAGUCGAGAUCCUCCGUUUCGCGCUCUACAAAGAAGUCAUGAAGCGUAAGCGGACCGUUCGCCGCAAGAAGCGAAAGCUUAACACUGGCGACGCUACCGGCCGAAGGGGAGAUGGAGAGGACGACGAGGAAAGCGACGAGGAUGAGAGUGAUGAGGAAGAGGAAGUGGAGGAGAAUAAACGGAUGGAGGCACCGGUACCGCAGGUGGAGAAGGCGAAGUCUGUGUCUGUUAGGGGUUCACCUGCGCCACCCCCACCAGCACCUGGGCCAUCGAGAAGUCAGGACCCGAUAUGGGGAGCGGAGGAGAGUCAGACGCAGACGCAGACGCAGGAUGUGGAUAUGGACAUGGACGUGGAUGGUGCAGCGGGUCCCACAGAAGAGGGAGGGAUCCGUAAUGAGCGAUUCCAAGUCUUCCAGUCGAGGAUGUCGGCUCUCUGGGUCACGACAUUCGAGGACGAGGCCUCCAUUGAAUUCCCCGAGCUCGUCCAAGCCGUCAACGCCGGGCUGAGCACGGACGAGCUGUUUGGGUCGGAGGAGGCUUUGGCUGCAGUGAAAAAGAUGGAGGACGAUGGGGUGAUCAUGUUUAGCAAUAAUGUAGUGUACCCUAUCUGAGGUGGCACCGUUUUUAUGUUUUCCGGUUUUGCUUUCGUUCAUGUUUUGUUAGUUGUAAUUCUAGUACCGUUGUGG
Stereum hirsutum FP-91666 SS1 is the source of this 2703-nucleotide messenger RNA. Its product is annotated as ATP dependent DNA helicase. Gene Ontology annotation, biological process: DNA strand elongation involved in DNA replication; mitotic DNA replication initiation; DNA replication. Gene Ontology annotation, cellular component: MCM complex; nucleus. The record is from RefSeq and is a predicted model, not a curated record. The transcript is spliced from 5 exons. Gene Ontology annotation, molecular function: ATP binding; ATP hydrolysis activity; single-stranded DNA binding. NCBI's taxonomy places the organism in Eukaryota, Fungi, Basidiomycota, Agaricomycetes, Russulales, Stereaceae. The coding region runs from base 19 to 2628 and encodes 869 amino acids.